AACAAAUUAUUUUAUGCACCCGAUAACGCCGAACACGGCGUAAGUAGAAUAGUUUCUUUAAAAACAACUGUAAAAAAAUAUACACGAAAGGGAAAGAAUUGGGUCUCAUAAAUGAUAAACCUUUUGUAAUCGGAGGUAACUGCAAAUUGCAGCAUUUUCCGAGCAAACACUGAAUUCAGAGGCUGCCGUCGCCGAAUUCAGCUUCGGAAUCACGAUUAAAGCGGCCAUUUUAAUCUGUUAGAGGAUGCAGCAAAAUUUAAUGGUGAAUAAUUAUUCCAAGAGACCUGAUUCGUUUCCAACCGAAGAAGAGCGUCAAUAUACUUCAAAAAAAGCAGAAGGUCAGUGGCAAUGGGAAAGAGACGCCCAGCAAAUGUCACCUCAACUCUACAGUGAUGGACAAGGGGGAAAUGCUGGCAGAUCAUACUAUUCUAAUCAGAUGCCAGACACCAAAAUGGGCUCAAACCAAGAGCAAAGAGUCCAUCCCCAGGAGCAAGAUAUGGAAGUUGGAUAUGAAGACAAUCAAGCACCACAGACAUUGGAGAGGCUUGACCAUAAGUUCCAUAAUGAUAUUAUGAAAUUUAUGAAGGAACAGGAUGAUGCAGAGGAUGCAGAAAAUGCUAGACACAAAGAGAAAAUCAUCGAGAUCAAUAACCAAUAUCAGGAAAAGUUAUCUGCACUUCGAGCUAGGCAUGCUAUUCGGAGAGAAGACCUUCUCCGGAGAGAGUCCCAGGCCCGCUUACGGAAACACCAACUUUCUGGUAUGAGCCCGUACCGAAAUAACAGUGGACCUAGUGGGCCUACUAGUGAUAUGAAUCAGGGUCGUCAUGGAUAUGGAGCUCCAGAUUUAAUCCCCGGUGAACCUCAUCGACAAUUUGGUAGCGGGGGAGGUGAAUUUGAUUCAUACAGACAGCGUCAGGAAUCAUUUGGACGUGGGAGAAUGCAAGGAACUGAUACUAGUAGGGUUCCAACCCCUGGAGGUCGAGUUUACAAUACAGGUUCACGCUAUUACUGAUUAACUGAUAGCUUUUUCUUUAUCCUUGUUUGUAAAAUUAUUACAGUACUGUUAAAAUUAAACGUCCAUUUGUAGCGUAGGAAAAAUCCGUAUCUUUUAUGGUCAAUGUACGUACUAGGAUACUAAUCGAAGAUUUUAGGGUUAUAAUUGAUGAUGCAUUUUUUACGUGUUUUUUA
Messenger RNA from Spinacia oleracea (spinach), 1188 nucleotides. RefSeq lists its product as uncharacterized. Bases 245 to 1012 code for a protein of 255 amino acids. The transcript has 4 exons. Lineage: Eukaryota; Viridiplantae; Streptophyta; Magnoliopsida; Caryophyllales; Amaranthaceae. The record is from RefSeq and is a predicted model, not a curated record.